Molecule: messenger RNA, 1536 nt
Organism: Hippoglossus stenolepis (Pacific halibut)
Lineage: Eukaryota; Metazoa; Chordata; Actinopteri; Pleuronectiformes; Pleuronectidae
Gene: mthfd2l
Product: methylenetetrahydrofolate dehydrogenase (NADP+ dependent) 2 like
Exons: 8
Coding region: 47-1093 (348 amino acids)
Biological process (GO): tetrahydrofolate interconversion
Cellular component (GO): mitochondrion
Molecular function (GO): methenyltetrahydrofolate cyclohydrolase activity; methylenetetrahydrofolate dehydrogenase (NAD+) activity; methylenetetrahydrofolate dehydrogenase (NADP+) activity
Source: RefSeq, a predicted model, not a curated record
CACGCGCGCGCGACGUACACACGCUCCGCGACGCACGCACACCAACAUGGCGGCCUCUGUCUCCCCGCUACGCUCCUCCUUCAGGAUUUGUAGCCCGCUAACGUUACACCAUCCCCGCUGCCGGGCCAAGCUACGGACGCACAGAAAAUGCGAGAGCCAGCGGAGACACGUGCACCAGACUGCGAGCAGGCAUGCUGCUGUGGUGAUUUCGGGGACAGAGUUGGCUCGUCAGCUCCACAGAGAAAUCCAGCGUGAUGUGGAAGAGCUGGUAGCUCAGGGCAACAUGAGACCCCACCUAGGAGUGGUCCUAGUGGGGGACGACCCGGCCAGUCGUACCUAUGUCAGGAACAAGACCCGGGCCGCCAGCAUCUUGGGUAUUUCCAGUGACACAGUGGUGAGGCCGAGCUCGGUGUCCCAAGAGGAGCUGCUGGAGCUGAUUGACAAGAUGAACCGUGAUUGGAGGGUCAGCGGCCUGUUAGUGCAGCUGCCACUUCCCGAGCACAUCAAUGAGCGAGCCGUGUGUAAUGCCAUCGCUCCAGAGAAGGACGUGGAUGGUUUCCAUAUUGUGAAUAUUGGGAAACUGUGUCUGGACCAGAGAUCCAUGGUGCCUGCCACCCCUGCGGCAGUCUGGGAGAUCAUCAAAAGAGCAGGUAUUGAGACAGUGGGAAAGAAUGUGCUGGUCGCUGGACGCUCCAAAAAUGUCGGAAUGCCGAUCGCAAUGUUGCUGCACACUGAUCGCAACCAUGAACGCCCUGGAGGAGAUGCCACAGUGACCAUUGUCCACAGAUGUACACCGAGGGAGCGGCUGAAGGAGCUAACCAGCCUGGCUGACAUCAUUAUUGCAGCUGCAGGUGUUCCCAGACUGAUCACAGCAGAUAUGGUGAAAGAGGGCGCAGCGGUCAUCGACGUCGGCAUAAAUCGAAUCCAAGACCCGAAGACGGGAAAACUCCGGCUCAUUGGUGACGUGGACUUUGAGGGAGUGAAGGAGAAGGCAGGAAUCAUCACUCCUGUUCCCGGGGGUGUGGGUCCCAUGACGGUCGCCAUGCUGAUGAAGAACACUGUGACUGCUGCCAGAAACGCACUGAUGCAUUAAACACUGACACAGUAUAAAGCCAUUCAUUUUAAUGAAUGCUAUAUGAUACAAUAUGUAUAUGCAACAGAGAUGUAUUACUUUUAGGUUUGUACACACACACACACACACACACACACACACAACACACACACACACACACACACACACACACACACACACACACACACACACACACACACACGCACUUUGCCAAACAUCUAACACACUUUAUUUAAAACUCCAUGAGCUCAAGACUUCAUACCUGCUGGGAAACUUAUUUGAUAUGUACUUUGUUUAUAUUGUGAAUUUGUUCAUUUAUUUAUUUAAGUUAUUUAUUUCAGAGUUCACUUUUUGUGACUUUAGAUUCAUAUUUUUUCUACUGACUUCGUUUUGGUUAAUUUUUGAACAUUCCAGAUUCACUGGAAAAGGAGUAUUAAAUAAUAAAAGACAAUGCGGUGCAAAUA